Molecule: messenger RNA, 1719 nt
Organism: Homarus americanus (American lobster)
Lineage: Eukaryota; Metazoa; Arthropoda; Malacostraca; Decapoda; Nephropidae
Gene: Arf102F
Product: ADP-ribosylation factor 4
Exons: 5
Coding region: 114-656 (180 amino acids)
Biological process (GO): vesicle-mediated transport; intracellular protein transport
Cellular component (GO): plasma membrane; cytoplasm
Molecular function (GO): GTP binding; GTPase activity
Source: RefSeq, a predicted model, not a curated record
CCAUAAUGCCGUGCGCAGCAAGUUGACGUCACGACUUAGGCGGACGUGGCACAGACGCCGCUCUAUAUAUUUUUGUUAGUUUCAAGCCUAAACGUGGAGACAUUUGGUAAACCAUGGGAUUGACAUUAUCGACAGUCUUCUCUCGCCUCUUUGGAAAGAAGCAAAUGAGGAUACUAAUGGUGGGAUUGGAUGCAGCUGGUAAAACUACAAUCUUGUACAAGUUAAAAUUAGGAGAGAUUGUUACAACCAUUCCUACUAUUGGGUUCAACGUUGAAACGGUUGAGUACAAGAACAUCAGUUUCACAGUGUGGGAUGUUGGUGGUCAAGACAAAAUUCGUCCCCUGUGGAGACACUACUUCCAGAAUACUCAGGGUCUCAUCUUUGUGGUCGACAGUAAUGACAAAGAAAGAAUCACAGAGGCUUCAGAUGAAUUGGCAAAGAUGCUGCACGAAGAUGAGCUUCGAGAUGCUGUCUUACUAGUGUUUGCAAACAAGCAGGAUCUGCCAAAUGCCAUGACUGCUGCUGAACUUACUGAUCGUUUAGGACUUAACCAAUUACGGAACAGGAGGUGGUACAUACAAGCUACAUGUGCAGUUCAAGGACAGGGUUUGUAUGAAGGUCUGGACUGGCUAUCCAAUGAAUUAUCCAAGAAGUAAUUAUUUUUAUACCAUGACUUGUCAAGCCCCACUCCCUGCUUCAGGGUUUUGAGUCAUGGUGUGAACCAAGGUAUAGAUGUGCUCUAAUUUCUCUUCGCUACAAAUUGAUUAUUUUUUUUUUUUUGUACAUGAAAUGCAAUAAUGAAUCAAUAGCUCUCCCUUUAUUUAGAUUACAAAACAAAACAAAACAUAACAGAUUGGACAGACAAGUAUAUAUAUAUAUGGCUCACAGUGAGUUCAUUGUUAAGAAAAUGAAGUACUAGUUGUUAUAUCUUUUUAAGUCAGUAGUAUGACUCAACUGAGAGAAUAAUACCCUACUUUCAUGCAUGUUUGUGUAUUUUUUCACUGCACUGAAAAUACUGAAUGAAAGAGUGUACCAGAGUAUGACAUUUCCAUGAGACCCAGCAGCUGCAGUCCUGUUCCUUCCCGUGUUUGACCGAGUGUUUUGUUGGAUGUAAUGCUGAGGUGAAUGCUUGUGUAACAUCCAUGUUUAAAUCAAGAAAGUUUAAUAUUGUUAAUGUAUGGUGUGGGAGUGCCAUUCUCUUGUCUAAUGUAGUAUGUAUAUUUUGGUAUAUAGAUUUUGGGUUACUUGUAACAGUGACACAAGCAGUCUUGUUGGUUUAAGGGUUAUAAACCAAUGGGGAUAAUUGAACUUGUAUGGAAGCCCAUAAACUUCACGAUACAUCUUAAGGUUUCAGAAUCAUAAUGUAAAUAUAUGUACUAUUGUGGCAUUAUGAAGGUUAUUUUUUUUUUAUUUUUUUUUUUUUUUAGUGUUUGCUCUCACCUCUGCAGAUUUUGUUGAAUACCAAUGCAGGUACUGUUUAUACAUGAUAGAUAAGGCAGUGGUGCAACUCCUCAGAACUGUAGCUUAUGAUUUACAAGCCAGGUAUGUGACUGUAUCGCUCUUUAUUUCAAGGUUUUUUGUUUUAGCUAAUGAAGAUAUCUGAUUUGAAUAAUUGUUUCAUCAUAAAAGGAAAAACUUUGUAUUUUUCAAACAAAACAUUCCUUCAAGAACAAUGGUAUGUCAUAGUUUGUAAAUUCUUAAUAAACAUGUUUGACAACA